Oryzias melastigma (Indian medaka) is the source of this 1661-nucleotide messenger RNA. It is a transcript of the gene pitx1, whose product is annotated as paired-like homeodomain 1. The record is from RefSeq and is a predicted model, not a curated record. Gene Ontology annotation, cellular component: nucleus. The transcript is spliced from 5 exons. Bases 146 to 1096 code for a protein of 316 amino acids. Gene Ontology annotation, biological process: anatomical structure morphogenesis; regulation of transcription by RNA polymerase II. Lineage: Eukaryota; Metazoa; Chordata; Actinopteri; Beloniformes; Adrianichthyidae. Gene Ontology annotation, molecular function: DNA-binding transcription factor activity, RNA polymerase II-specific; RNA polymerase II cis-regulatory region sequence-specific DNA binding.
UGCACAGACUCGUAAAGCGCCGAUCAACGCGGACGCAGCGUUUACGCGCCACAGCACAAGUGGAUUUACUGAACACCUGCAUGGGGACACUGUGAGGGCUUGAUACAUUUUUCUAUCUUCUGCUGGGAACUAACUGGCAUCUGGAAUGGAACUGAAUCUAUCAAAGAAUGUCAUUUCCUGUGGGGACCAAGGUGGGAUGAAUUUGGACAGAAUCGCAGAGGCAGCGAGAGCUCCGCCGCCGACGCGCGACGUGGCCGCCGCGUUUCAUUUACAGAAAAGCUCCAACAGCAGCAGAGAAACUUUAGAGAACUCAAGCAGCGAGUCUUCAGACGCAGAGUUGGCAGAGAAGGAGAGAGGCGCGGAGCACAGGAGCGAUGACGGGAACGCGGACGAUCCCAAGAAAAAGAAGCAGCGGCGGCAGCGGACUCACUUCACCAGCCAGCAGCUGCAGGAGCUGGAGGCCACCUUCCAAAGGAACCGCUACCCGGACAUGAGCACCAGGGAGGAGAUCGCUGUGUGGACCAACCUGACCGAGGCCAGAGUGCGGGUGUGGUUCAAAAACCGCCGCGCCAAGUGGAGGAAGCGCGAACGGAACCAGCAGAUGGACCUGUGCAAGAACAGCUACCUGCCGCAGUUCAGCGGCCUCAUGCAGCCCUACGAGGACAUGUACCCGGCCUACACCUACAACAACUGGACCAACAAGGGCCUCGCGCCCGCGCCGCUCUCCACCAAGAACUUCACCUUCUUCAACUCCAUGAGCCCGCUCACCUCGCAGUCCAUGUUCUCCGCGCCCAACUCCAUCUCCUCCAUGACCAUGGCCUCCGGCAUGGGCCACUCCGCCGUGCCGGGCAUGCCCGCCCCGGGUCUGAACAACAUCAGCAACCUGAACGGGAUCGGAACGUCCGGCAUCAACUCGGCCAUGUCGUCGUCCGCUUGUCCGUACGGGCCUCCCGGCUCCCCGUACAGCGUUUACCGGGACACGUGCAACUCCAGCCUGGCGACGCUCAGACUCAAAUCCAAACAGCAUCCCACUUUUGGAUACAGCGGCCUGCAGAGCCCCGGAUCCAGCCUGAACGCCUGCCAGUACAACAGCUGACGGGCUGGAAUGUUACACCCGAGGACGCCAACACAAUCAAACCCAACUGGAUUAUUGCAAUGAACGAAACUCUGGAUCAUGCGGGUUACACGUUUACCUGUGAACUUACACAGCAAUUCAAGUUAAAUCGAAUGAGUUUUUUUAUGAUAAGGACUUGUUACAUUUGCUGCACUGUACAUAUGUAAAUGUAAAUAUAUAUACAGGUCUAAUAAGAUGAUUUUUUUUUUGCCUGUUUCGCUUGUUUUUUGCGCAGAGGACUCGACCAAACUCAAGAAUUUACAACAAAAUAUAAACCGUCGAGCUUAAAAGAACUAAAAAAAAAGGAAAAACAUGUUGUGCAUCUUUGAUACUGUCUGCUUUCUGUUUUGUGCACAUGCGGGGUUCAAGUCUGCGCCAAAAUGCUUUCCAUUCGCAGAAACAGAAAACGGAGAAAAUACUUUGUUUAAACUGACAUGCUUUGUACAAUAAUGUAAUAUUUUGGUAAACUUAAUUUGCCUUAAGUGUAUUCAAAACAUGAUUCAUGUGUGUUUGUUUGAAUAAACUCCAGCUUAAGAGGUUUAUUCCA